Messenger RNA from Ornithodoros turicata, 4474 nucleotides. Its product is annotated as microtubule-associated serine/threonine-protein kinase 2-like. NCBI's taxonomy places the organism in Eukaryota, Metazoa, Arthropoda, Arachnida, Ixodida, Argasidae. Gene Ontology annotation, biological process: peptidyl-serine phosphorylation. The transcript has 14 exons. The record is from RefSeq and is a predicted model, not a curated record. The coding region runs from base 1926 to 4412 and encodes 828 amino acids. Gene Ontology annotation, molecular function: ATP binding; magnesium ion binding; protein binding.
GCUGGUGUGCAGUGUAUGUGAAAAGGGCUGUCUCUAAGGGUGUUCUGUCAUACCGAUGCACGUCUACUCAGCAGUGUCACAGUGCUGCCCAAACAUGUCGGGCCAAAUUCACUGCUGCUUGCUAACAGUGUUCGUUUUAUAAAAUAGCUAAGGCUUUUAUCCUCAUUCUAUGGGUGACUCUGCAAAAGGCAGGCUACGUCACCCACAAACGAAUGUCCUUCGUUUAAAAGGACUUUCAUGCGCGUGCAGUUUGAGAAUCAUGAGGAAUGGGUGUAAGUCUAAUGGCACGUGAUCUUGAAGAAUCCAUAACGACAAAGCAUGACGGACAACGCGGAUGCAGUCUUUGUCCUCUCUUUUGUAUAAUAUAUAGUCCAAGUUUAGGCUUCUCUGGUCAUGGUAAACUACGGGUUCGUUCGUGUUUAUGGGUCAUUUCUGGUCAUCAGCAACAUCCUGCAUGUACUCAGCACCUUUGAUGGUUGGUACCUAAGUUAACAGAGGGGAAGGACAUUGUUUGAUUUGUUGAAAAAUGACUUAUUUUGUCUUGUCACUCGGGAUCACCGUUUUUGUACUCCAGUACAAUAUGCGUGGCGCUGGAAUAACGUCGACACGAAUAUAUGUACCUUUACUGACAUUUCCGACGCGGACGUCUUAUGUUCGAGAAGAAAGUAGUAUCACAAAUCGAUCGGAAGCAAAUAGCCAAAAAUAUGAACAUCGUUCCAUAGUACCCAUACGAGUUCUUGAAGACAAUUGAGGAGUCGUAUAGACAGAACUCGACAUGCUUAUUUGCGUCCGUCCCAGUUACUUGCUAGCCUCGGGACUUCCAUUAUGGAUUCCGAUCCGUAAACUGAAUCAAUGCAAACGAGCAAGUACGGAAACGAAACGAAGCAAAGCCUCCGAAAAGUGGAGAAUGCUCAACUGAAUGAGAUUUAAGCACAAUUGACGUCCUGAAUCUUGCCGUGGAAGGAAACGUAAUGCUGCCUGUCAACCUGUACUGCCAGUUCAGAAAUGAUGCAAACUGUGAAAAACUUUGGGACGAAACGCGAGGACCUUGUGAGAGGCACGGAGCCUCGCACGCACAAGCCUUGAAAGCGUGCAAGACAUUGUUCGAGAGUGGUAGAAAGUGUAUACGCCACAGUCAACAAAUGUCUUGAUACCGGCCUCGGUGGCUCAGUUGGUAGCGUGUUCGCCUUCUGAUCCCGAGGUCGCAGGUUCGAACCCGGCCGAGGAUGCCAGCAACUUUGCGGGUGCGGGGUACAAGUUGUUUAGGCACGCUGUCUUCCGCGAGGGACGCUAAAUACGGGGUGCCGUGUGAUGAGCUUUCAUCGCACGUUAAAGAACCCUCAGGUUGGCAAAAGCAAUCCACAGACCGACCGCUGUGGCGUCGCUCAUGAUCUCAGUUGUCUUGCGACGUAAACCCCCAAUUAUUAUUAAAAAUGUCUCGAUGCUGUUAUAUACUACAGUUGUGUUAUAUUACAAAGGCACGACGACGUGACGCGGAAAAAGUGGAAGGGGAUAGCCUCGCCUUCAUGACUCUUCAAUAGGGUUCGAAGCGUAGAGUUCACGUUACUGCAACAGUCCUGUGAUAUUCCACAUCAACUCCUUGCUGCCUAGUUUUGAGUUGCCGUUAUCUGUCAUCGCAUUAUUUUGAAUCGGCAUAUCUUAGAACUACAUGGAAUAAGUAACUACAUGGAGUAAUAAUAAUUUACAAGUAGUAUCUUCUGUUAGGCAAUAAUUUUGUUCAAGACUGUCAACAGGAGUACUUCUUGGCACGAGGAGAUUCAAAUUAGACAUCGUCGCACAGGUCACGUGUGCCUGCGCCUCUUACCGCGUGCAACAGUUCUUGUUCGCAUGCCAGUACAUUCCUAAAGGACGAACUAGUCCGCGUUCCGUGCAGCUGUGUUGCUGCUGUCUUCUUCUCGGCCACAAUGUCCAGCCCUGACCACAAGAGUGAAGGCAGGAUGACAGGAAAAGACAAAGCACUGGUGGAGAAACGGAAGACAUCGGCCAAGAUGUUGGUCAGCAUGUUCCCAAAGGUUCCCAAGACUGCUACAGUGUUGCUAGAGUUCUUCAUAAAGCGCGAGAGCAACACCUCCUUGCAGCGCGAUCCCCUGGCUCACUUCUGCCAGGAGGAAGUAGUGCUUCACGCCCAGGAGUGCCUGCUCAGGCUCAACAAGCAGGUCAUCGAUUAUCAGGAUGUACGAGACAUGAUCGAGAACCUUCAUGCCCUGCACAUGAUGUGUACGAAAAAGAACCCGGAUAACGCGAAAGCCCUGGGCCACAUUAUCCGAAAGCUGAUUAUCAUCAUCGGUGAACUGGCCGCGACCCUGGAGAAGAUUGCUGAAGUACCUAUCACAGACUGGCUAGGGAUCGGUGAUGCUAUAGUGAACAAACUGGAAAGGAUAUCAUUUCCCGAACAGCCCCCGUUUUCAUCGUUUAUACCGAAGAUGAGAGACUUCGAGAGCCUCAAGUUGUUGGGAGCUGGUGGCUUCGGUGCGGUGUACUUGGCGAGGUUCAAGCCUGGUAAUUUCAACUCUACCGUGAAACUGGUGGCUACGGAUCGAUUCAGCAAGUUUAAGCAGGCGGCCAUGGACAAGGUGGUGGCGUCUGUUAUCAGGAACCCAUUUCUGGUCAAGUACUACUGCUGUUUUUGCGUGAAGGAGGCCUAUGUUACCAUCAUGGAAUACAUUCCUGGCGUGGACCUUAUGCGUGUGGUAACCAAGGACCAGUUCCUGGAAAUCGACGCCGUCCAGAUAAUAAUGGCCCAGCUCAUCCUGGCCCUGGAGCAUUUGCACCUGCGAGGAUUUCUGCAUCGGGAUAUCAAGGUUUCAAACAUGCUCAUUAUGCCUGGCGGACGUGUGAAGGUCAUCGACUUCGACACCACUAAGAUAUGCAACGCGCACUUUUCAAAGAGGCCAUUGCGGGGCUACUUCAGACGAACCCCAUUCGAGUUCAACGACGGUGAAUCUGCAGGAACGAUCCCCUACAUGGCUCCGGAAAUACUCAAGCGAAGACCUUACGGGCGUGCUGUAGACUGGUGGUCUUCCGGGAUCGUCAUGUAUAAAAUGAUGACCGGCCGCGUCCCAUUCCGAGGGAAGACUAAGCAAACCCUUCGUGACAAGAUCGUUUCUUCUCCGCUCAAGUGGCCGCGUCGCGACGAGCACCCGCACUCGGCUACCACACCUGCCAAGGAUAUGGCCUACAGGAUGCUGAAGAAGAAUCCGGUUCAGCGCCUGGGAUCCAAGAACUACGACGACCUCAAGACACAUCAGUUCUUCGACGGCUUCGACUGGAAUCAGUUGUACCAGAAGAAGGAAUUGUGUGACAUUCCGUCCAUCCAGGAACUGAUCAAGGAAGACGCUGAUCGCGAUCUGUCAAUAAAUCCCGACUCUGAUGACAGACGUGAGCAUCAGCAGAUCGAAGAAAUGACCGACAUCAGUGGCGAGAGUCAGAAGCCGCUGCUUUGCUUUGUUUCUCCAUCUUUCAAGAAACUCAUGACCAUGGUGAAGGUGAGCGGGACUCAAGUCAAUGCCACAAAGAUAUUCAUGGAGAUGAGCGGUGAAAAAUCCUCCGGAGUCGACUACAAUUUUCACAAACCAGGUCACUCCGUCAAGGCUAGUGGUAUGGACGACAGGGUCAGCCGAAGGUCACUAGCCGAAAAGAUUGAUAUCAUCAUCUACCGGAAGAAGAAACUAUUCAGGUACUGGGGCUAUGGCUUCACUCUGCGCGUCAUAACGGGAGAAGACAGCAGCGACUUCAUCUACGUCGAGACGGUGACGCGAAACGGUCCCGCGGACAGAGCGCAGCUGCUUCCUCUGGACGUGAUCAUGUUUGUGAACGGUACUUCAGUGGCAGACCUGUCUUUGGAGAAAGUGCGCGACAUGAUCCACAACACCACGGAUCAGAUGGUCGUUUCUGUGAUGGCAUCGAGCGUCUACCGCAUGUUGACCACUAGACAGGACAUGCUAUCCAUCCUACGCACAGUGCCCAGGGACAGCGUCGUUCUGCAGGGCGGCGGUAGUUACACCUGCGGAGGGAGCAACCCGUACGGUCUGGGGAUCAUCGACGCCAGCACCUGGGACGAGCGAGACAAGAAGACUGUCAAAGUCUACGUCCUUUCGCGCGUGGACACAGCGCCCACUAACAACAAGCUGUUGUUUCCGGGGGAUGUCGUGACGCAGGUGGACGGAAUACGGCUCGACAGUGGCACCAUUCAAAACAUCCUUCAGGUCAUCUAUCUUGGCGAGAAGGACCUCACUCUCAAUAUCAUUCCAAUAUCCCCAUUCCGACAGAACCCAAUCCUCCUUAACAAGCUGCGGGAGACAGCAAUGUCUGACGCUCUACUCCCCAGCAAGUCUACUCCCGCUCAAAUUGAAAAGGAGUUCGAAGAAACGAGCCAAGAACAGUAUACAUAAACAAUGAACACGUAAUUAUGAACACUUGAAACUAUGAAGCAAUAAAUGAUUCGGUAUCAUUA